CACCCACCCACCCACCCACCCCAUCUCUCACUCUUACACUCUGUCCAUGCGUUCUUGUUCAUGCUUCAAGGUCCUACUCAAGAACAGGUCAGUCUCAUCUGGUAAUUGAGGGCUUCUAAUCUUGGAACUGUUCAAUCUCUUCGCAGCUGAGUCUGAUUAUGUCUGGAGGAAUCCUCCCUAAUUUGCCUAAGUUGGUGAAUCUGACUGAAGUCCUGUGGAAUGAACAGCUUGUUUCAUGCAUGUUCAACUGCAAUAUUAACAAGGACUAGCCAUCUUGUUGUGAAGAGUUCAAUCUGUGGAUUUCCAUCUCUUUCAUGGAAGACAAGCGUUGGUCAUGCUAGAAUUAGAAAAGUUGAUUCCAACUUGUAUUUGAAUAGAGUUUCUGUUUGUUGCUAUUCGUCCAAAAAACAUAGUGGAGAUAGUUCUCCAUCGCAGAAUUCUGAUUCCACUCCAGAAAUGAAAGAAGAGAGAGAUGGUUUCUUUGUUGUUAGGAAAGGAGAUCUGGUUGGAGUCUACAAAAACUUGAGUGAUUGCCAGACCCAAGUUGGAUCAUCGAUAUGUGAUCCUCCUGUUAGUGUGUACAAAGGCUAUGCCAUGCCUAAGGACACAGAAGAAUAUCUUCUUUCUUGUGGGCUUAAAAAUGCUCUCUAUUCUAUCAGAGCUGCAGAUCUUACCGAAGAUCUCUUUGGGACCCUAGUACCAUGCCCUUUUCAGCAACCUUCUUCUUCAAAAAGUGGAACAUCUGAUCAUUUGCCAAAGAAGAGGCCACAGGAAGCAGUGUGGUCAGAAUAUGCGGAUGCUGUUGGAUCAACGGUUGUUUCAAAUGAUUCCGCAAGAAAGCAUGUCAAGUUAGAACAACAAAAGGGCGACCAAGUUCUAGCUCUACCAUCUGGUCAGCGGUCAUGUACUCUUGAAUUCGAUGGUGCUUCAAAGGGAAAUCCUGGACAAGCUGGUGCGGGAGCUGUUAUACGGGCGGAUGAUGGAAGCAUGACCCUCAGGCUACGUGAAGGUUUAGGAGUGGCAACAAGCAAUCAUGCUGAAUACAGGGCCUUUAUUUUGGGUUUGAAACAUGCUCUUAGAGAAGGGUUUACAAGCAUUCGUGUUCAAGGUGACUCCAAGCUUGUUUGUAUGCAGAUCCAAGGUCUGUGGAAGGUUAAAAAUCAAAACAUUGCCGUGGUGUUUGAGCAGGCAAAACAAUUGAAGGAAAGGUUCCUUUCUUUCCGCAUCAUUCAUGUCCUUCGGGAAUCAAACUCUGAUGCAGAUCAGCAAGCAAACUUGGCUGUUGAACUUCCUGAGGGUCAAAUUCAAGAGGAGUUACAGAAAUGACAAAGCCACACUGAUGGUUUUUCGCGUACAUUGCAAAAAUGUACAGACUAAGGAUUUAUUUAUACGCCCAGCAUUCUUACCAACCUAAAGAAGGUUUGUGCUAUGAAACCAGUGGAUCAUUUAGCGUCCUCUUUGGAUUAAUGUUAUUGCAAUUAGGAAUUAUGUUACCUUUAAAUUCUCAGCAAUGGGAAAUUAUGUCUCUCUCAUUUGUAAGAUUAUAUGUGUGUGUAUCUAACAAUGCCCCCCAUCAAAUAAGUGGUAAGACUCAUUGAACUGUGAUACAUCUUUUUGU
This is a messenger RNA of Solanum tuberosum (potato), 1618 nucleotides long. RefSeq lists its product as uncharacterized. The transcript is spliced from 11 exons. The record is from RefSeq and is a predicted model, not a curated record. Gene Ontology annotation, molecular function: RNA-DNA hybrid ribonuclease activity; nucleic acid binding. NCBI's taxonomy places the organism in Eukaryota, Viridiplantae, Streptophyta, Magnoliopsida, Solanales, Solanaceae. The coding region runs from base 220 to 1326 and encodes 368 amino acids.